Messenger RNA from Apus apus (common swift), 2372 nucleotides. RefSeq names its product THUMP domain containing 3 (gene THUMPD3). The record is from RefSeq and is a predicted model, not a curated record. The coding region runs from base 29 to 1513 and encodes 494 amino acids. Lineage: Eukaryota; Metazoa; Chordata; Aves; Apodiformes; Apodidae. The transcript has 9 exons. Gene Ontology annotation, biological process: tRNA methylation. Gene Ontology annotation, molecular function: RNA binding; tRNA (guanine) methyltransferase activity.
GCGGCGCGGGGCGGUCCCGGCGCGGGGCAUGGCGGAGGCGGGCGGCGGGAGCGGCUGCGGCCCGGCCGCGGAGGCCCCGGCCCCGGAGCUGGCGGCCGUUGUCGGCGCCACCGUGCCCACCGGGUUCGAGCUGACGGCGGCCGAGGAGGUGCAGGAGAAGCUGGGCUCGGCCGCCAGGAUCAGCAGGGACCGCGGGAAGAUCUACUUCGAGGUCCCGGCACGGAGCCUGCCGCAGGUCCAUCGGCUCAGGUCAGUGGAUAAUUUAUUUGUCGUAGUUCAGGAGUUCAAAGACUAUCCAUUUAAAGAGAACAAGGAAGAUGCUCUAAAGGAUUUGGAAGAUUUGGUUAAAAAGCUGCCUUGGACAGACCCAUUGAAAGUUUGGGAGCUGAACAACAGCUUGAAGAAGAGAAAGACAAAACGCAAAAAACAUAAUCUGCAGGGUACUGCAAGCAAGGAGAAGCUGCAUGACAAUGGAGAAGAGGAAGGAGCAGAUCAAAAAGAUGCUAGUAAACAGGAGGGCAGUGCCCAAAACGCUGCAGGGGGAGAACCCAUCGGUGGCCAGGACACAGAGAAGACCCAAGGGGAGGAGGAGGAGGAGGAUGAUAAUGACCAGUCUGAUGCUAAAGAGGAGUUGCAGGGAGGCUCUGGGAGCGAGGGCCAGGCUGGUGAGGGUCAGGCAGGCCAGGCCAAGGUGCUGAAGUUCCGUGUUACCUGCAAUAGGGCAGGAGAGAAGCACAGUUUCACCUCCAACGAGGCUGCGAGGGACUUCGGUGGGGCUGUGCAGGAGCACUUCCAGUGGAAAGCUGACAUGACUAACUUUGAUGUAGAGGUUCUUCUGAAUAUUCACAGUAAUGAAGUAGUUGUGGGCAUUGCAUUAACUGAAGAGAGCCUUCACAGAAGAAAUAUUACACAUUUUGGCCCCACAACUCUUCGUUCAACUCUGGCUUAUGGCAUGCUUAGACUCUGUGACCCACAGCCAACAGAUAUCAUCGUGGAUCCCAUGUGUGGGACAGGGGCAAUACCCAUAGAGGGAGCUACAGAAUGGCCUAGCUGCUACCAUAUUGCUGGUGAUAACAACCCACAAGCUGUAAAGAGAGCAGCAAACAACAUCUGCUCUUUACUAAAGAAAAAUGAGAAUAAGGAAAGCAGCACUUCCCUGGGCAUACCCUUGGACAUCAUUCAGUGGGAUAUUUGCAAUCUGCCUCUGCGGACUGGUUCUGUGGACAUCAUUGUGACAGACAUGCCCUUUGGGAAGAGGAUAGGGUCAAAGAAGAAGAACUGGGAUCUCUACCCAGCCUGCCUGAUGGAGAUGGGCCGGAUCUGCACGCCAGGGACAGGCAGGGCUGUGCUGCUGACACAGGACAAGAAAUGCUUUGCUAAGGCCUUGUCACGACUGGGACACAUCUGGCGCAGGGGCCAGACUGUGUGGGUGAACGUGGGGGGGCUCCACGCUGCUGUCUACCUCCUGAAACGCACCUGGGAGAGAGCAGAGGAGAAGAGAUCAUUCUGGUAACCUGUGGGGGAAGACAAGAAGACAGCUCCAGAAUUUGUUGAAUAAUGACACCUGAGAGCAUAGGCCUGCCAAUUCCUGAGGAGAAAACCAAACAACCUGCGUAGAAUUUGUGUAACACAAGUAUCAACCCAGGGAUCAAUUUGAGAGCUACCAGUUGUACCAUGUGUUCUGAAACCUUGUUACUUUAAUCACCUCUUUCCUCCCUGCCACCCAAACUGGCACUCAGUAGUGGAAUUAGGAAUGCUUUCCUUUGCCAGGGUCUUCUCUACCAUGUCCAUUGUAGUUUUCAGUUAAAUGCUUAUUUCCUCUGCUUAUAGGAGAGAACAUGCUGAGGCAGCUUUGGAGGUAACUGAAUUUAUUUCCCAAACUGUAGAAAUCAUACGUGUAGCUUAAAAUGACUAACAAGACUACUGAGACCACAAUCUUGAAGGGUUUAGAGGUACUACCUCUUUAGUGAUAUUUCUGUUAAGUUUUCUAAUGUGUAUCAUUGCCCAAAUGUAAACUACAAUAAGCCAGUAUCUGGUUUUUUAUGGUCUCAUAAGCAAACAUCAAUUAGUAAAAAGUAUGCUGAUGCUACUGGUUCUUCAUACCACCUCAACUUUGUGCUAAUUAUUAGUCAAUGUCUAAUCCAUGUUUUUACACACGACUGCCAUGUGUGAGGGGACAACACUCACAGCCUUAGCAAACUGUCGUUCCUGUCUGAGAACAGCGAUGCUUUUAGCAGUUGUAGUUGAAAGUUCAUGUUUUCAGUGUUACUGUAGACACAUCAAGGUGGCUGGCUGUUUAAAUCUGUUAGGUGAUUUGACUGCUGUAGCUAUACCACAUUUACAAAAAUAUAUUACCUGUUGAGUAACUUGAA